Cynara cardunculus var. scolymus (artichoke) is the source of this 1743-nucleotide messenger RNA. RefSeq names its product ethanolamine-phosphate cytidylyltransferase-like. Gene Ontology annotation, biological process: phosphatidylethanolamine biosynthetic process. The transcript has 10 exons. Gene Ontology annotation, molecular function: ethanolamine-phosphate cytidylyltransferase activity. The record is from RefSeq and is a predicted model, not a curated record. NCBI's taxonomy places the organism in Eukaryota, Viridiplantae, Streptophyta, Magnoliopsida, Asterales, Asteraceae. The coding region runs from base 258 to 1517 and encodes 419 amino acids. Gene Ontology annotation, cellular component: cytoplasm.
UGAAGCCAGCAAGACAAGCCUCGUGUCUCCUCUUACUGCCCCAUGUGAUGUCUUGCUUCGUUCAUCAUCCCCUCGUUUUCUACUCUUCAAAUCUUCUUCACGAUUUUCAGUUUUCAAUUCAACCAACAGAAGACACCCAUUUUCAAGUAGCAGAAAGAGGAGGAACGAAUUCCAUAGCACAAAGGGUUUGUCACUUCUCUUUCAGCAUCAAAGAGGGCUUUAGAGGCCCCUGAAAAGCAGCAAAUCCGUGGACCUACAUGGAAUACCAGGCUAAUUAUUCGAUUUGGGAUGGGGUAUACUACCACCCACAUCUUUUCGGUGGCAUUAUGCUAACGGCCGCGCUUCUCGGUUUUUCAACAAGUUAUUUUAGCGGUAUGGCCAGUUUUCCUACUUUGCCAUACAUGUUGCCUUAUUUGGGAAAUCUUCAGAAGCAAAAAGGCAGCAAGAAACAUAUUCGUGUUUACAUGGAUGGGUGUUUUGAUCUUAUGCAUUACGGGCACGCAAAUGCUUUGCGACAAGCUAAGGCUUUGGGCGAUGAGUUGGUGGUUGGACUUGUAAGUGAUGAAGAAAUCAUAAACAACAAAGGUCCUCCGGUUUUAUCUAUGGAAGAGAGGCUGGCACUUGUUAGCGGAUUAAAGUGGGUCGAUGAAGUCAUUGCUAAUGCACCAUAUGCGAUUACCGAAGAGUUCAUGAACCGUCUUUUUAACGAGCAUAAGAUUGAUUAUAUCAUACAUGGGGAUGAUCCUUGCCUACUUCCUGAUGGAAGUGACGCAUAUGCUCUGGCAAAGAAAGUUGGUCGUUACAAGCAGAUCAAACGCACGGAAGGAGUCUCAAGCACAGACAUUGUAGGAAGGAUUCUCGCGUCUAUGGAGGAUAUAGAAGUUAAUAGAGAACGUAAUGGAAUGAAGAGUAAUCUGGAUAACCAUAGCCAAUCUAAACAUGCUUCUAACUUUUUGCCUACGUCAAGAAGAAUUGUGCAAUUUUCAAAUGGCAAGGGGCCUGGACCAAAUGCUCGUGUGGUGUACAUUGAUGGAGCAUUUGAUCUUUUUCAUGCUGGGCAUGUUGAGAUUCUAAAGAGUGCACGCCAGCUUGGAGAUUUUCUACUAGUGGGCAUCUAUACCGAUCAAACUGUUAGCCAACACCGAGGGUCUCAUUUCCCACUAAUGCAUCUGCACGAACGCAGUCUCAGUGUUCUGGCCUGUCGAUAUGUCGAUGAAGUCAUCAUUGGUGCUCCAUGGAAAAUCACAAACGACAUGAUCACGACUUUUAACAUCUCCUUGGUCGUGCAUGGAACCGUUUCCGAGAGCGACUCUUCUCUCAACGGCUUUGUAGAUCCUUACAAGGUUCCGAAAAAUAUGGACAUUUUCAAGACAAUUGAAAGCCCGAAAAACAUCACCACCACUUCCGUGGCGCAAAGAAUAAAAGCCAAUUAUGAGAUAUACGAGAAGCGAAAUGCGAAGAAGGAAGCUAGUGAGAAGAAAUUUUACGAAGAUAGGAAGUAUAUUUCUGGGGACUAAUCUAUUCUUUUGUCAAAUAUGGUGUGAAGAUGGAGAUAAUAGAUGCCAAUAUUGUUUUACUAUACUUUUUUGAGCGUUAGAAAGAAUAUAGAUCUAGGUCAGAAAUUGCCUUAGCUUUUGUAACAUCUUCUUUGAGAGAUUUUAGAUGCUAACCCCAUCCUGAUCUUUGUGAACAUAUAACUAAUCAGAUCUUCAUCUUUCUAUUGUGUAAACAAUCAUUUACAUC